Messenger RNA from Protobothrops mucrosquamatus (brown spotted pit viper), 2617 nucleotides. Its product is annotated as kinesin-like protein KIF26B. The record is from RefSeq and is a predicted model, not a curated record. Gene Ontology annotation, molecular function: microtubule motor activity. Gene Ontology annotation, biological process: microtubule-based movement. Lineage: Eukaryota; Metazoa; Chordata; Lepidosauria; Squamata; Viperidae. The transcript has 4 exons. The coding region runs from base 33 to 1442 and encodes 469 amino acids.
ACGAACCCAGUGGGAAACAAAAAGGUUCCAGUAUGGAGAGUGGGAGCAAUAGCAGCAGUAAAUUAUUUAGUGCAAAACUAGAACAGUUGGCUAGCAGAACCAAUUCUCUUGGAAGGUCUAAUGGGAGUCAUUACGAGUGCCUGUCUUUGGAAAGGGCAGAAAGUCUAUCCUCUGUCAGCUCCAAGAUGAACAUUGGAAAAGACACCACCAUGCCCAGAGCCAGCAGAAGCCUCAACCGCAAUGCAAUAUCCUCCCCAACAAACUCGGGCUUUUCCCAGUCUGCAGGAGCUUCACCAAAAGCCAGUCAAUCAAAGAUCUCUGCUGUGAGCAAACUCCUUUUGGCAAGUCCAAAGGCUCGAAGCCUGGCUGCUUCCACCACCAAAACCCUUAGCUUUUCGACCAAGUCCCUUCCUCAGUCUGUGGGACAGAGUUCAAGUUUGCCUCCAAAUGGAAAGAACAUGUCCUGGUCAACUCAGUCUCUUAGCAGGAACCGAGGCUCUGGUCUUUCUUCCAAAUUGCCCCUCAGAGCUGUUAAUGGGAGGAUUUCAGAACUGCUGCAAGGAAAUGCUGGCACCCGAGGAAUGCAGCUGUGCAGGAACUCAGACACAGAUGAACGCAGCAGCGUUCAUGGAGACAAGAAGCCCCCUGUUCACCUGCUUCCUUCACCAUACAGCAAGAUCACACCUCCUAGGAAGCCUCAUCGCUGCAGCAGUGGUCACGGAAGUGACAACAGCAGUGUCCUGAGUGGGGAGCUUCCUCCAGCCAUGGGGAAAACAGCUCUGUUCUACCAUAGUGGAGGAAGCAGUGGAUAUGAAAGCAUGAUCAGAGACAGUGAAGCCACAGGAAGCACUUCUUCUGCACAAGACUCUAUGAGUGAGAACAGCAGCUCCAUCAGCGGCAGGUGCCGAAGUCUUAAAACCCCCAAAAAACGUUCAAAUACAGGUUCUCAGAGACGGAGACUCAUUCCAGCUUUGUCACUUGACACUACAUCUCCUAUAAGGAAGCCUACCAGCCCAGCCAUACGAUGGGUAGAUGGACCCCUGCGAAGUGCCCAGAGAGGGAUGGGGGAGCCCUUUGAAAUCAAAGUCUAUGAAAUUGAUGAUGUGGAACGGCUCCAGCGACGGCGCAUGGGGGAUAACAAUGAGGUGAUUUGCUACAAUGCUAAGCUAAAAAUCCUGGAGCAUCGGCAGCAGCGAAUUGCAGAGGUCAAGGCCAAAUAUGAGUGGUUAAUGAGAGAGCUGGAAGUGACCAAACAGUAUCUGAUGCUGGAUCCCAAUAAAUGGCUCAGUGAAUUUGAUCUGGAACAUGUUUUUGAUUCGGAUUCCCUGGAGUAUUUGGAGGCUCUUGAAUGUGUGACUGAGCGGUUAGAGAAUCGGGUCAAUUAUUGCAAGGCCCACCUCAUGAUGAUCACCUGCUUUGACAUCUCUUCCAGACGUCGAUGAAGAAUUAACCUCAAUAAUCUUUUGGACUACUGCCAGACAUCCCUUUCCUUCUUUUUGAACUUAUAUCCCAAAGACCCAGAAUGAGGAUGAAGGUUGGUGUCAUGUUUUGACUAUGUGUGAGAAGAUGGAUUUUUUUUUAAUUAUGCCGAAUAUAUGUUGGAAAUCAAAGACACUGAAAAUAAGGAUGUGGAUUCUUCAAGCCUGAAAGAGCACUUUGAGAAAUCUUAAAGACAUGUUUGUACAUAGGAACCGCUGCAGAAGUGAUUUACCCCCACCCCGCAGCCCAUCAAUAACUGAAGAGGGAGGAAGAAGCAGGUGUAGGGAGCUGUUGAGAGCCCCACUAUAGUAAAAAUACAUGGGAAAACUGUCUGAAGUGCCUUGCAAAUCUUUAUUAUCCAAACAUUUAUGUUCAUACUUCUUGUACAGAUGGUGCUAGUCGACAAAAAGAAAAAGACAAAAAAAUCAAAUCACAUUUUUCGAAAUGUAUUUACAGCUUGUUAUUUUCACUUGGUGUUUUAUUCUAUUUCUGACUUGCUGUUUCUACGUAACUUGUGUUUGUAGAGAUAUUUCUUAUCUGAUACAGCAUAUAAAUAAAUGUUAACUGUCUUUUGUUGUUCAAGAGCAGAGUAAGACCACUCAAAGAAAAAAAAGAAGUUGAAACUUCCAGAUUAAUCCCACAGAUGUAUGAUGUAAUAGAGGAAAGUAGGUUUCCCAGCUCUUAGUAAAAACAAAAAUGUGGAUUUUCUUACAUGAUAAGAUUUCAGUUGACACUAAAAAAAUGGGGUAUCACAUGGUUUUGUAAUAUGUUCUCCUUUGAGGUACUGAAAUAAAUACAUUGUUAUGCGUAUUCAGUCAACACUCCUAUUUUAUUACUGUUUAACUGAAUAUACAGUACUAACCUUUGCUAGCAUUACAAUCAUAGAGUCAUCAGAGUUGGAUUGGGAGGACUUAAGGAAGAUAAUCUAGUCAAAGUAUUUCCUCAGUACAAGUUGAGAUAACUUGUGACUCCACUCAUCUUUAUGAGCACAAGAAUUUAAUUGGUAAAUCUGUUUAGCCAGCUCAGAAACCUUUACAUGCUUACAAGUAUUAUCAUAAUCUCCUAAUGUUUUCCCCCAACUUUACAGGCACCUAAUUUGUUCUCAGUUAGCAAUGGUCCCAAUAACAGAACACUUUUG